Cladocopium goreaui is the source of this 1360-nucleotide messenger RNA. The record is from the annotation of a GenBank genome assembly. Lineage: Eukaryota; Dinophyceae; Suessiales; Symbiodiniaceae.
AAGCCGCAGAAUGUCAUGGUGCCGGCGUAACCAGCUGAGGAGUCGUUUAAAAGGACAUGGAUGACUUGGAAUCAUUUCGGGCUCGCUAUCCCUUUGAUGACGAUGCUUACAAUUACAUCGUGAAUUCCUCCUUGGAGGUGCAACAGGAGGUGUUGCGGGACUUCAAGCCAAAGCAGGAAGGUGAGGAGGACUAUUCUGCUCUCGUCAUGGGAUUCACGAAGAGACGGCGGCAGCUUGACAAAGAGCGCCGGAUGCAUGGCGGAUACGCACCGCCUAAUCAGAUGAUGCCGGAUCAUGGCAAUGGAUCUAUCCAUGACGAGUUGCAGGCUUUCCUAGAUCGAUAUCCAGUGGAUGAGGAAGCCCAGCGAUUCCUCAACACGUGCCCUCCACAUGUUCAGCGGAUCAUAUUCCAAACCUUCAAGCCGAAGAGAGAGGGCGAAGCGGAUUAUUCUGCCUUGCUCAUCAGCUUUGCCAAGCGGAUUCGGCAGUCGCAGCCAAAGGCUGCUCCCUUCAUGGAUUUUGCUGCGCCCUAUGAGCACAUCGUGCCUCCCAGAGACUUGAGGCCAGCAGGAGGCGGAAGUGGCUACGGACGUGUUCAAGGUGUCAACUAUGAGGCUUUCCGUGCACGCUACCCUUUCGACGAUGCGGCGCACAACUACCUGCAAAAGUUGCCCCCGGAUGUUCGCAUCCAUGUCCUGCAGAACUUCAAGCCCCCGCAGGAGGGCGAGAGCGACUACUCGGCCUUGGUCAUCAGCUACUGCAAAAAGACAAGGGAAGCCAUGCACCCGCCUAUGCAUCAACCUAUGCAUCACCCGAUGCAUCAACCCAUGCAACCGAUGCAUCAAGUCCCCCAAGGCUACCAAGGGCGACCCAGUUUGCCUCAAAGAGCCCCGUGGAGUCAGCCAGACCCGGCGCCUGUGGCUCCACGGGGAUUGAUGGGAGCCAGUGAUAGCAAUGCCAACAUCUAUGCACUGGAGGGAUUUCGUCAAAGGUAUCCCAUGGAUGACCGCGCUUUUGAUUUUCUGAAAUGUGCACCAGCUUUUGUUCAACAGCAGGUUUUGGAACAUUUCAAUCCUCAAAGAAAAGACGAAGCGGACUAUUCUGCCUUGAUCAUCUCCUUUGCCAAGAAAUGUCGUGAAAGAGAACAGGCAAACUUUGCGGCGAAGAGGCCCCGGAUGUUCUGAGUUGGAAUAGGUCACAUGCACCGUUCCUGGUAGCUGUAGCUGGACCUAUGUGCGCCCAACACGGGGAUGCACUGAUCUUUGUGUCAUUUCGUGUCGAUCUAUAUAUGGCCUAGUGGUGACGAGUACUCCCUAGUCAAGGAAUGAUGUAGGAGAAUAAAAAAUGGAUCACAGCAAAA